Molecule: messenger RNA, 2467 nt
Organism: Mugil cephalus (flathead mullet)
Lineage: Eukaryota; Metazoa; Chordata; Actinopteri; Mugiliformes; Mugilidae
Gene: glra4a
Product: glycine receptor, alpha 4a
Exons: 10
Coding region: 284-1765 (493 amino acids)
Biological process (GO): signal transduction; nervous system process; chemical synaptic transmission
Cellular component (GO): synapse; neuron projection; plasma membrane
Molecular function (GO): transmitter-gated monoatomic ion channel activity; chloride channel activity; glycine binding
Source: RefSeq, a predicted model, not a curated record
AACCGACACUCCCCUUGAACACAAGCACUAACAACAUACUAACACACUAACCAGUGCCGUCCAGCCGACCAAAGCAGAGCUCCUGCUGUGUGGAUGUGUGCAGCCCUCUGGACUUGGUGGGAGGGGGAUAAGUUUCCCCAAAGACAAGCUUGGAUCAGUGAGAGAGACGAUGCCUUCCACCUCUAGCCCAGUCUCACAAGCUGCUCAGUGGAUUUGCUGAUUCCCAAAAUAAUUAUUUCUGCAAGUUAUUCAGUGGGAGUGGGGAGAGAUUUUGAGCCAGAGGAUGCUCCCACAGGUCAUCCGGAUUCUCUAUGUCUUGUCUUUCUGCUUUUUCCAAGGAGGCUUUAUCAGACUGAGCUCCUGCAAGGAGGAGAUAAAGCCCCCCAGCAGGGCAGGACCACAGCUCUCACCUUCCGACUUCCUGGACAAGCUCAUGGGGAGAACGUCAGGAUAUGACGCCCGCAUCAGGCCCAACUUCAAAGGCCCACCUGUGAAUGUCACCUGUAAUAUUUUCAUCAACAGCUUUGGGUCUAUCACAGAAACCACCAUGGACUACAGGCUCAACGUGUUUCUACGGCAAAAAUGGAACGACCCCCGCCUGGCGUACCGUGAAUACCCAGACGACUCCCUAGAUCUGGAUCCGUCCAUGCUGGACUCUAUCUGGAAACCUGAUUUAUUCUUCGCAAAUGAGAAAGGAGCCAAUUUCCACGAGGUCACCACCGAUAACAAGCUCCUGCGUAUUUUCCAAGAUGGCAGCGUUCUGUACAGCAUCAGGCUGACUCUUAUCUUGUCCUGCCCUAUGGACUUGAAGAAUUUCCCAAUGGACAUUCAGACCUGUACCAUGCAGCUUGAAAGCUUUGGUUACACCAUGAACGACCUGAUCUUUGAGUGGCUAUCUGAGAAUCCCGUCCAGGUGGCUGAUGAUCUUACCCUCCCCCAGUUUGUGCUGAAAGAAGAGAAGGAUUUGGGCUACUGCACUAAAUACUACAACACAGGUAAAUUCACGUGCAUUGAGGUGAAGUUCCACCUGGAACGUCAGAUGGGUUAUUACUUGAUUCAGAUGUACAUCCCUUCCCUCCUCAUCGUCAUCCUCUCAUGGGUGUCUUUCUGGAUUAACAUGGAUGCUGCACCGGCCAGAGUCGGCCUGGGCAUCACCACUGUACUGACCAUGACAACACAGAGCUCUGGAUCAAGAGCUUCACUCCCCAAGGUGUCCUAUGUGAAGGCCAUUGACAUCUGGAUGGCGGUGUGUCUUCUGUUUGUGUUCGCUGCCCUGCUGGAGUACGCGGCAGUUAACUUUGUCUCAAGACAACACAAGGAAUUCAUCAGGCUGAGAAAAAAGCAGCGGCAGCAGAGAAUAGCACUUGCAAGUCAGACGGGGAGUGUUGAAUCGUUGCGGAAAGCCAAUGACAACCCCAGUAGCAACUCAACCUACAGGAAUCUGAAUCAGCACUGCAGCGCCUGUGCCAGGGAGGAGGAACUGGUGAGGGAGAGCCGCGGCUUUUACUUCAGGGGUUACGGACUGGGUCACUGCCUGCAGACCAAGGAUGGUGCCGCCGUGGAGGGAAGCACAGUGUUCGCCCCCCCCCCACCACCGGUCACUGUGUACGACGGAGGAAUGAUUCACAAGCGCUUUGUGGACCGUGCUAAACGCAUCGACACCAUAUCCAGAGCCGUCUUUCCUUUGAGCUUCCUCAUAUUCAACAUCUUCUACUGGAUCACCUAUAAAGUGCUGCGACACGAGGACAUCCAUGCAAAUUUGUAAAACGCUCUCUGCUAACUCCAGAUGUGACAUUUUAGGUUGUUUUUUUUUUUUGUUCUCUUCUCAGAACCAAAACUGCCUGUAAGAUCUACAUUACAAUGAGGAAAAUGUGUUAAGAGGCAUAUCUGCUUCUCAGAACCACUGCUAAAAAUAAACACUUUGUGCUCAGGUGCGUCUUCAGGAUCUCAGACGAGGAGUGAUUUAGAUGAGAGGUCAGGUUAAUGUGCGUGGAUUGAGGCGGGUGUCGUUCGUGGCUGCCCUCUCGUAUCCUGGUUCAGUUUCGCUGGAUUACAGCAAGAGCCAGAAACACUGUUGGUACUUGUGGGUCGUUCUUGACUUUUGUUUCUGCGGAUGAAUAAAUAGAGUUCAGAGAAAUUGAUCCUGGCUGAAUGAGGAAAAAAAAAAAAUGACUUGAAUUUUGACACUUCGCAGCUUUGAAUGAAUGUUUUUGAAAAUUAAAAAGAUAAUGAUUUUUUACAACUUUACAUUAUCAAAUGGUUACAGGUGGGUGCGGGCGGGAGGGGUCUUUGAUAUUUAUGAAUACUCAGUAAGUGAUGAUAAUUAAAUUUAGGUAUGUGUAACAAGAGAUUAUAUAUAACAGUGUAUAAAAGUGUAUAUAAACAAAGCUGUUCAUUAAACUGCACAAAGCACAAAUAUGUAUUUCCUUUUGUCUAAAUUUAAAUAAAUUGUUAUUCUGCCAGGAAA